AUGCUGUGUAAUGCAGAAGAUUCCACAAGACAUGCUGAAAAUGUCAGAAGGAAAUUGGAAUCAGAAAUUCGAAAUCAUAAGAUUGUACUGUACUCAAAAAGUUAUUGUCCAUUCAGUCGAGUAGUUAAGCGAAUUCUUGAUGGAUAUCAAAUUAAUGACUUAAAAGUGAUUGAACUUGAUUAUCAGCAAGAUAUGUCGCUAAUGCAAGAUCAUUUGAAAGAGAAAACUGGGAUUCGAACAGUGCCUCAACUCUUCAUCGAUAGCAAAUUUAUUGGUGAUCAACGUACAGUUAAAGCAAUGGAAAAUGAUGGUACACUGGAAAAUGUUAUGCUACGCGCAGCUGACCCUUUUACCAAAGAUUUGGGGAUAGAGAUACAAGCGGGUCCCCAGCAGCCACCCGGAUUUUUGACAUAA
This is a messenger RNA of Dracunculus medinensis (Guinea worm), 414 nucleotides long. The record is from the annotation of a GenBank genome assembly. Lineage: Eukaryota; Metazoa; Nematoda; Chromadorea; Rhabditida; Dracunculidae.